This is a messenger RNA of Linum tenue, 903 nucleotides long. The record is from the annotation of a GenBank genome assembly. Lineage: Eukaryota; Viridiplantae; Streptophyta; Magnoliopsida; Malpighiales; Linaceae.
AUGACAGACAAAAUGCACCUCGACCUCACAUCAGAAGAUGCUGCUAUGAGACUGGAGUUGAUAGCAAAGGUCCAAGGGAUAGAAAAAGCAGAGCGGUAUUUCUAUAGGCUGCCGCAACAACUCAAGGGGAUCGAUACUUAUGGAGCACUUCUAAGCUCUUACGGUCAUGUUCAAGCUGUGGAGAAACGAGACGAAAUAGACCGAGGCCAUGACCUGUCGAGCCUCAGUUACAAAGAGAAAUUUGAUGCUCUCGUCAAGGAAAUCGAUGAUAGGGGCAUCUCCUUGGAUGCAAUGACUUAUAGCAUACUAAUAUCUUCAUAUGGUGCUUUUCUUGAUGUGAAUGGAAUGGAGAAAGUCCUGAUAAGGAUGGAAUCCGAUCCAGAUGUCAAUCCAGGCUGGGGUAUUUACAACAAAGCGUCAACCAUUUACAGGAAAUCUGGGAUGAAGGAGAAAGGAAUUGAAAUGCUGGAGAAAGCCGAGGGGCUCAUAACAAAGAACAAGGAUAUGAAAGCUUAUUAUUGCCUCAUCACCAACUAUGCUGCCAUGGGGGAGAAAUCUAGAGUCUUGGGGGUUUGGGAACUUCUCAAAAAGAAUGGCAAGGUUCUCAAUAAGGGAUAUAUGAAUGUGAUAAGUUCUCUACUGAAAUUGCAAGAUUUUGAGACUGCGGAGAAGAUAUUUGAUGAGUGGGAAUCCCGGAAUUUGUCUUAUGAUGUCCGUAUUCCCAACAUUUUGAUUCGUGCUUACUCGACAAGUGCUCUCCUGGAAAAGGCAGAGACAAUGGUCGACAGGGUAAUAAAGAAAGUCGGCGAGCCCCAUGCACAUUCUUGGCUUAACCUGGCAAUAGGUUACCUCAAUCAUGGUCAAACUGAGAAAGCCAUGGAAACCUUCUGUGAAUGGUUCUAA